AUCAGAUCGUCUACAUCUAUGUAGGUGCAUAUCCAACUCAUGUACUGAUUCAAAUAUCUACGUGUAUACAUAUACACAUAAGCUUCUCAUCUAAGCACGCCUUGGCUCAUAAAGGUAUCAUGAGUCCUCCCGCGAAGCAACUCAACGCAUAAGAAAUCCUUCGUUGCCCCUCACCAAGAGCUUCCCACCCACCGUCGCCGCAAAUGUCAUCCUCCCUCAUAGGCCACCCCUUCCGGGUGCUCCUCUACACGGUCAAAGCCAUGGCGCUGGGCCACGUCCUCGUGACCUACGGGUACAGCGCCGGGUACGGGUGGGGGCCGUCGAUGCUCCCCACCUUCCAGGUGCGGGACGAGUGGUUCGUGACGGACCGGUCGUACCGGCGCGGCCGGGGCGUGCGCGUCGGCGACUGCGUCGUCUACGCCAUCCCCGUCGAGCCGGGCGAGGAGGGCAUCAAGCGCGUCCUCGGCAUGCCCGGCGACUACGUCCUGCUGAACUCCCCCGGCGUCGGGAGCGGCAACAUGAUACAGGUCCCCAAAGGUCACUGCUACAUAGUCGGAGACAACCUCCCCUGGUCUCGAGACAGCCGCGACUUCGGCCCCCUGCCUAUGGGCCUGAUCAAGGGCAAGGUGAUCUCUAAGGUGGUUGUGAAGGGCUGGUGGCCGUUCGACUGGUUUUCGAAAGUAGAAAGUGGUCUUCGUCCCGCCUCGGCCGACGAUUCGCCAAAGCCGUGACAAAUACCCUUUCUCUUACAGGACAAGUGAAGUUACGUAUCUCAAAGUUGAUCACGUGUAUAGUAUAUACUUGUAAUAUACGACGACUGCAUAACUAUGCAUGCUGCAUGGAAGGCGUCCGGAAGGGAUG
This is a messenger RNA of Annulohypoxylon truncatum, 861 nucleotides long. Its product is annotated as LexA/Signal peptidase. The transcript has 2 exons. The record is from RefSeq and is a predicted model, not a curated record. Lineage: Eukaryota; Fungi; Ascomycota; Sordariomycetes; Xylariales; Hypoxylaceae. Gene Ontology annotation, molecular function: serine-type endopeptidase activity. Bases 204 to 731 code for a protein of 175 amino acids. Gene Ontology annotation, cellular component: membrane; mitochondrial inner membrane peptidase complex.